AUGAUCAGCUUCCAGGAGUACAAGCAGGGCUUAGUGGAGGCCGACUGCCCGAAUCCACUGAUCCUCGCCUUGCUGCUUGUGAGUGAAGUCCAGCUUCUGGCCCCUCCAUGGUACGACCUGGAUAAAGCUUUUUCGCUGCUGCAAAGCCCCAGUGACGAUGUGAUCUAUGACUUUGCGCAAGCAGUCUCAGAGGAAGGACGAUCGCUCCACGAGGUCGGCCUUCGGCUUGCAAAAGAGGCAUCACCGUUCCAGCAGCACCUCAUGGCUUCAGCGCCGGCUGCCUGGCCACUUCGCAAAGCCUUGAAGCGGGUUCAGGCGGCGCAGGACCUGCUGGGUGAGGCUGUGCCGCAGGCCAUGUCGGCCGUGCUGCAGAAAACCCAGAGGCCGUGCCGGACGCUCCUUCCAGGCACUGUCAUUUCGGAGUCAAGCAUCUUCACAACCGCCUGUUGGGACAAUCCUUCUGGAAGCUCAGCCAGGCUGGACUUCGUCGUGGCGCAUUGCAAGGAGCCGUUGGAUUGGCUGAGUUCCAAGCUGGUACGUGUCCCUACUGGCUCCAGGCUGUUCAUUUAUGAGAAGUGUGGGGCUUCGACGGACCCGUCUUCCUACUCGGCUGGGGCAUUCCAAGCUGUGCAUGUCAUCUCCCGACCAGACAUAGGAGCAGCCCGUGGUGAUGAGUGCUCCGGGUACUUGACUCACAUCCUGGCUAGCUACCACGAGCAUCUCGCUGACUUUACGGUCUUUCUACAAAGUGAUCCAAUGGAUCACCUUCACAUGGAUUACCUGGACCUGGUGCUGAGGAGCAUCGCCGCCGGCACCUACAGUGUCGGGUUUCUUCCUCUGAACGGUCCUCGACACGUGCGAACGCUGACUCCUUGCCUGCAAGCCGUCCAUGAGGAGAUCUUCGGGGAGAACCUCACGCAACUGGUAGGCCCUUACUGCUGUGCACAAUUUAUGGUGUCCCGGGCUACGAUCCGCCAGCGCAGCCUUGAGUUCUAUGCUCGCAUGUUGAGCCUUGUCGAUGGCUCCCGCGACGUUGAUCUAUGCGGCGUAGAGGGGACAAAACGGAGUACGCAAUGUUAUGGCUUCGAAUUUCUGUGGCAUGUGGUCUUUGGCGAGGAGGUGGACCCCCCCAGCCGUGAAGAUGACAUGCGCCUGCCGGUGUCACUACGAUUGAAGCACGGCAAGGACACCAUGUUGCAAAAGCCCACGCAAGCGAUGUGGACUACCGCGUGCCUGCAUGUGUUAAGGUUGAUUGGACUGGGCCGCAGCAAGCGCGCAAUUUCGUCCGCUUAG
Symbiodinium pilosum is the source of this 1293-nucleotide messenger RNA. The record is from the annotation of a GenBank genome assembly. Lineage: Eukaryota; Dinophyceae; Suessiales; Symbiodiniaceae.